UUUGGAGAGAUCAUUUUAGAGCAUGAUCCAAAGAAUGAGCCAGAUCCAAAGCUGGAGUGGACCCCACCAUAGAAAACAGUGGAGAGUAACGCCUACCGUUGAAACCUUCCUAACGUCCACCAUGAUAUUUUUUUGAAAUCCAGCCUACUUAUGUGUUAACGCAGACAUGAAAGAAGGAAAACACAAAUAUCAGCUUGAUCGAAAGCUUUUGUGGCCGUUAGAAGUUUUUAACGGUGGGCGUCACUCUCCGCACUGUUUUCUGUGGUGGGGUCCAUUAGAGGUUUGGAUCUAACUCGUUCUUUGGAUCAUGCUCUAAAAUGAUCUCUCAAAAUGGAUGGACGGUGUGGAUAUAAUACGUACAUCACGGUGGGGCCCACAGAAGUUGGUGACGUCGCCACUCGACCUGUCAGUAGCUAAUCCGCAGCUACCCCACCCUAUAUAUUUGAAAUCCCCAAUUUCAUUUCUCAGCUUUGAUCGAAUUCAACAGCUCUCUCUCAUUUCGUGAAACUCCAUCUCUGCUAGCUUUUCUCACUCGACCUCAAUUCAUCCCCACCGAAUCGUCUCUCUUCCUAAGAUCUUUACCUUCCGUUCGGAACAUCUCUCUCAAUCGAGGUAAGUAUCGUUAAAAUCGGUGAUCCGACGCUCCGAAUCGAGGAUAUGGAGAAAUCGGAGGCCGAAUUGCGGAUCUGUGUCGAGAAACUGCGGCAAAACGUUGAGGAGCGGGAUGAGAUGAUCGGGUUCAUGUCGAGGAAGGCAGAUGAUGAGGAGGAUGUGAAGGAAGCAAAGAUCCAUGGGCACGGAUCGAAGAGCAGGGCCACGUUUGGUAGGAAUGUGGAAGAAGGCGGCGAUUUAGGGGAGUGUUGCACGGAUUUUUCGAGGAUUGGGAGAAUUAGGGUUUCGCAGGGGUUGGAUCCGGUCCCUGAGGCUUGUUUCAUGGAGAGAAUUAUGGAAAGGAAUGCUGCUGAAGCGGACGGGAUGGUAUUUUUUUACGGGCAGAGGAAUGACUUUGGGAGGGAUUUCUUGCCAUCAGCUUCUGUUGCUUGGAUGGAACGGUCGAGUGAAUGGCAGCAGCUCUUAUGGAGCCGUGGGAUGGACCUGCACUUAUAUCAUGUGAAUUACUGAUGGCCGCUAUCCUAGAGCGACAUUGGACUGGAAUGGAUUGCGCCCCGGUUGCUUUUACAUCACACAUAGUGGACACGUGAUCAUGGCCAGUGAGGUUGGUGUUGUAGACAUCUGCCAGAAGAUGUGGCUAGGAAAAGAAGACAUCUGAUCGGUCUAGAAGGGGACCUUAUUGAAAUAGUUCAUGUGAAAGGCUAGAAAAGGAAGACAUUUGUAGUUUAUUUUGAAAACUUUAAAUAGAUCAUUAAUUGUUUUGUUGAUAUUGUGCUGAUUGUUGUCUUGAUGAAUGUUAAAUGGGUGAAAUAUGCACAUGUUCAAUCAUUUGUUGA
This is a messenger RNA of Magnolia sinica, 1448 nucleotides long. RefSeq lists its product as uncharacterized. The coding region runs from base 658 to 1122 and encodes 154 amino acids. The record is from RefSeq and is a predicted model, not a curated record. The transcript is spliced from 3 exons. Lineage: Eukaryota; Viridiplantae; Streptophyta; Magnoliopsida; Magnoliales; Magnoliaceae.